UUCAUCAAGACUCCCUCGUUUCUAGAGAUUAAAGAUGGGAGUAGGACUGGGGACGUCAUGGAACACACCAAUACAGGAGCGUAAACUUGGGGAUGCUUCGUAUCCUGUCGCCGCGAUGUUGGCAGCUUCAAUGAUCGAGGAGGGAGAAGGCGUCGAUAUCUCCAAGGAUCGCUUUGAUCUUAGCACCUUUCGCGGGCGAUUGGCACACUUUUACUCGACUACGUCCCCGUUGACCCUGCUCGCUUCAACAAGCAAGCUCUUGGACGCACAAGAGUAUGUCAAGGAGGUCGAAUCAAGAUUCCCGACGAACAAUAAUUCGAGUGUUGGAACGAUCUACAAGAGCUUCGCUGGGCAGAAACCAAAAGACCAGGGAUACAUUGUCUCGAAGAAAGAGGCUCAACGAUACUGGAAAGCGAAACAGCUCGUUCAGAGCAGCGUGCAUCCCGACACAGGAGAGGUGAUCCCACUACCAUUUCGGAUGUCGGCCUUCGUGCCGACGAACCUCCUUGUGCUUGCUGGUAUGCUGAGGCCCGAUCCAACUCUGGCUUCUGUCAUCUUCUGGCAAUGGAUCAACCAGAGCUUGAAUGUGGCCGUCAACUACAGCAACGCAAAUAAGUCUGUCCCCAUGGACAUGAAAGAGGUCGGGCAGGCCUACGGAGCGGCCACCGCCAGCGCCGUAGGAAUUGCGGUCGGUCUGACCAGGCUAGUCCCACGGAUGACGAUGCUCUCUGUUGGGGCCCGGGGCGUUCUCUCACGGCUCGUACCCUUCUUCAGCGUCGCUUCCGCAGGGUGCGUCAAUGUCUCUUUCAUGCGCUGGAAGGAGAUCAGGGACGGUGUCUCGGUCUUUCGAAGAGACUUGAACGGGGAGAAGGUCAAAGUUGGCGAUUCACCGAGAGCAGGGUCUACCGCCGUGGGAAUGACCGCUGCCAGCCGCGUGCUUACAAACAUCCCGACGAUGAUUUUACCACCUUUGGCUCUCGCCUUCCUCCAGCGGAAGCGGAUAGUCCCGAAAGCUGGUCUCUGGUCCAAAGUGGCUGACCUUACGUUGAUCGGAUCUAGUCUCUUUGUAUUCCUUCCUCCUGCGAUCGCGACUUUCCCACAGACGGCUUCGAUCAAAGCCGACAGGCUCGAAGAGAGAUUCCAGAAGGUCAAGGACGACAAGGGAGAAACAGUUCAGGUCUUCGAGUUCAACAAAGGGUUGUGAUUAAAGCGGCUCUGCUAUCACACAGUCAUAGAGACAUUUUCAAGCGUCAGAUCCGUGUGAGGAAGAGGCACGGGACAGUCUGACCCCAAAACAUUCAAAGGGUAAGGACACGCUCUCACACCCACACCAGCAGUAUUGUCUUUUCAGUUCCCAGUCAGCUAUACUCUUUUUUCUAUCCUUUCUUCCUCGAGCUAAGGAAUGUGAUCAAAGAAUGCGUCGAGACGGCAUGUGCCCAUUGCCUGCUUUUCUUGCAGGGCGACAGUG
Messenger RNA from Acaromyces ingoldii, 1468 nucleotides. RefSeq names its product Tricarboxylate/iron carrier. The record is from RefSeq and is a predicted model, not a curated record. Gene Ontology annotation, biological process: monoatomic ion transport; mitochondrial transmembrane transport. The coding region runs from base 35 to 1204 and encodes 389 amino acids. NCBI's taxonomy places the organism in Eukaryota, Fungi, Basidiomycota, Exobasidiomycetes, Exobasidiales, Cryptobasidiaceae. Gene Ontology annotation, cellular component: mitochondrial inner membrane. The transcript has 3 exons. Gene Ontology annotation, molecular function: monoatomic ion transmembrane transporter activity.